AAAAUAAAUACUAAUGAUUUAAGUCUUUAAACUAUUUUGGAAAAAAUGAAAAUAGUUUAAAAAAUAAAUAAAGACACCUGGAUUGAGUUGGGAUCAGAAGCAAUUCCUUUUCUACUUCUCACGUUAGGGUUUUAACUUCAUCUUCUUCCUCUUCUAUCCCACCAGGAACUGCAUCAGUGAUCUGCAGAAUGGGUGAGACCGGUAAAAGAAAUCGUCCACAGAGAGACCGUGGGGACCGUAACGGAGACAACAAAAAUCAAAAGAGGCGUGUGAAUGACAAAGAUGAAAGGGACAGGGGCGAGUUGGUCGUGUAUAGGAUACUUUGUCCGGAUGGAGUUAUUGGGAGUGUUAUUGGUAAGAGUGGCAAAGUUAUAAAUUCAAUAAGGCAAGAGACUAGGGCAAAAGUCAAGGUUGUGGAUCCGUUUCCUGGUGCCAAGAAUCGAGUUAUAACUAUCUACUGUCAUGUUAAGGAUAAGGAAGAAAUUGAUGCUGAAGAUGAAUUUGACAAUGAUAAGCCUUUAUGUGCUGCCCAAGAUGCUCUUAUCAAGGUUCAUUCUGCCAUUUCAAAUGCCAUGGAAGCUGCUGGUGAUUCUGAGAAGAAACGAAAGAGUAAAGAGGAAUGCCACAUUCUGGUUCCGUCAAGCCAGUCUGCCAUUAUGAUUGGCAAAGCUGGGGCCACCAUUAAACGAAUGAGAGUUAAGACGAGGACUAAUAUCAAGGUCAUUUCAAAGGAUGCAGCUGACCCUGAGCACUCGUGUGCUAUGGAAUUUGACAAUUUUGUGGUGAUUACAGGUGAACCGGAAGCUGUAAAAAGAGCAUUAUUUGCAGUUUCAACUAUUAUGUACAAAUUCUCCCCCAAGGAGGACAUUCCUCUUGACACAUCUUUAGCAGAAACCCCUCAUAGCAUUAUCAUUCCUUCUGAAGUUCCUAUUUACCCUCCUGGUGGACUAUAUCCAGCUUCUGAUCCUAUUAUUCAACCUAGAUCUUUUCCUCAAAUUAUAGGUGCUACAACUGUGCAAGAUCUGCAUGGUUAUGCAGAUGCAGGAAAUGCAUGGUCUCUGUACUCAUCUUCUCUUCCAGUAGUUUCCAGUCUAGGUGCUUCUCAAUCUGAAGAGUUAAUUAUUAGAAUGCUGUGCCCCUCUGGCAAAAUUGGACAUGUAAUUGGGAAGGGAGGGGGUACUAUUAAACGUAUGAGGCAAACUAGUGGUGCUCGUAUUGAGGUUGAUGAUUCCAAGGCUUGUCAUGAUGAUUGCUUAAUCACUAUAACUGCAACAGAGUCUUCAAGUGAUCUGAAAUCCAUAGCUGUUGAAGCUGUUCUACUGCUGCAAGAAAAGAUAAAUGAUGAAGAUGAUACGCCGGUUUCAAUCCGGCUCUUAGUUCCAUCUAAAGUGAUAGGGUGUAUUAUAGGGAGAAGUGGUUCAAUCAUAAAUGAAAUUCGGAAGAGAACUAAGGCUGAUAUUCAAAUCUCAAGAAGUAAUAAGCCCAAAUAUGCAGAUGACAAUGAUGAGCUUGUUGAGGUGGUAGGUGAAGUUGAUUGUGUGAGAGAUGCUCUAAUUCAGAUAGUCUUGAGACUAAGGGAGGAUGUAUUGAGAAAACGGGACAUUGACCAAAAACCUCCCAUAGGUGCCGAAUCUUUGUACGCAGGCAGUUCUGUUCUUUCAGCACCAUCUAUGCUGCCUUCCGUUCCUGCUGCUGCACUAGCUUAUGAUCAGAGGACUGGAAGUGCAACUGGAACUGGACUGGGCAUGCACUCUUCUAGCAGCCGUUAUGGAUAUGAUUCUUACUCGAUACCAGACAAUGGUUAUGGAUCUAUGUCUUCAUAUGCCACCAAGAUGUAUGAAGGACAUAGUUUGCCUCCCCUGUCAACAUCUGAGAUGUUUGUUCCUGCUAAUGCUGUUGGCAAAGUGAUGGGUAAAGGUGGGGCAAAUCUAGCCAAUAUCAGGAAGGGUGGUAAUGCUGAUGAUAGAGCCUCAACCUCGACAUACUUUAUAUUUUUGUGUGGCAAUCCUAUCUCGUGGACAUCGAAAAAGAAAAGGUCACUAGCUCGAUCAUCCACUGAAGCAGAAUAUCGAGCAGUAGCAAUAGGAGCAACUGAGCUUUUAUGGCUCCUCAAAUUAAUCAAAGAACUACGGGAUGAGGCAUAUCUCAAUGGACUACCAUUUUGUUUGAGAACAAGUUCAAGCUGACAUUCUACAAGUCUCUCAUGUCUCUACAAAGGAUAAACUAGUUGAUAUCAUCACAAAACCCCUUGCCACACAACAAUUCAAAGAUCUCACAUUCAAGAUGCAAGUUAUCUAUGUAAACUUGCUCUUGAGGGGGCAUAUAAGAGCAUCACGACAAGGCAAUGACAAGGCUGCAUAACUUGGUCAAAUAACGGUUCCUUAUUCUCAAGCUAACUUAGAGCAACAGAUCGAUUAGUAUUAAUUGACUUUUAUUUGUUGUUAAUUACCAUUAAUAUUUGUAUUCGUUACACUUGUAUAUGAGGAGAAUAUUACUCUCUAUAAGUACAUUAUCAUCUAUAAAUUAAAAUCAUCACAGCAAUCUCUCUUUCUAUAAUUUCUUCAAUCA
Messenger RNA from Lathyrus oleraceus (garden pea), 2568 nucleotides. Its product is annotated as KH domain-containing protein At4g18375. Bases 189 to 2186 code for a protein of 665 amino acids. The record is from RefSeq and is a predicted model, not a curated record. The transcript is spliced from 9 exons. Lineage: Eukaryota; Viridiplantae; Streptophyta; Magnoliopsida; Fabales; Fabaceae. Gene Ontology annotation, molecular function: RNA binding.